CCGGAUCAGAAUGGGGGAAUGCCGGAGGGGAGUGACGGUGGCCACGCGGACCACGAGGGCGGCUGUCCUGCUGCUUUGGGUGACCAGCUCUGUGUGCGCAGUUGAAGAGACGGUGAUGGACACGAGGACAGCCACAGCGGAGCUCGGCUGGAUCUCGUUCCCUGCCAAUGGGUGGGAGGAGGUGAGCGGAUAUGAUGAGAAUCUCAACACUAUUAGGACGUACCAAGUCUGCAAUGUCUUUGAACCCAGCCAAAACAACUGGCUGCUCACGACCUACAUCGAUCGAAGGGCAGCCCAGAGGAUCUACGUGGAGAUUCGGUUUACAGUACGGGACUGUGCUUCCAUACCCAGUGUGCUUGGGUCUUGCAAGGAGACUUUUAACCUGUACUACCUGGAGACGGACCGGACAGUGACCGAAGGUGUCAAAGGGGUGGAGUACUGGGCCAAUGCACCGUUCCUCAAGGUGGACACCAUAGCAGCAGAUGAGAGCUUCUCCCAGGUGGAUUUUGGGGGCAGAUUGAUGAAGGUCAACACAGAGGUCAGAAGUUUUGGCCCCCUCUCCAAAGGCAAAGGCUUCCACUUGGCCUUCCAGGACCUGGGAGCCUGCAUGUCACUGCUGGCGGUGCGAGUCUUCUAUAAGAAAUGCCCCAGUGUGGUGCAGAACUUUGCUUAUUUCCCAGAGACUCUCACCGGAGCUGAGUCCACCUCGUUAGUCAUCGCCAGAGGAAGUUGUAUCCCCAACGCAGAGGAAGUGGACGUGCCCAUAAAGCUGUACUGUAAUGGAGAUGGAGAGUGGAUGGUCCCCAUUGGCAGCUGCAGCUGUAAGGCGGGAUACGAGCCAGACAAUGGAAACCUGUGUCGAGCUUGUCCUCAGGGCACCUUUAAGUCGACUCAGGGGGCAGGGCUGUGCCAGCAGUGCCCACUCUACAGCCGCUCCACCAUCGAGGCAGCCACUCUGUGCGGCUGUCGCAACGGCUACUACCGGGGAGACAUGGACCAGCCAGAGGACACCUGCACUAGUGUACCGUCUGCUCCUCGAAACCUGGUGUCCAUAGUGAACCAGACAUCGGUGGUCUUGGAGUGGCACCCCCCUCGGGACACAGGGCACAGAGAGGACCUGUCUUACAACGUGAUCUGUAGAAGAUGCCACAGUCCGGAGAGGAGAGCCUGCCAGCCGUGUGAUGACAGCGUGGGGUUUGUGCCAGGGAAGAGAGGCCUGAAGGAUACUCGAGUGGAGAUAAGCAAACUGAGGGCGCACACGUCCUAUACUUUUGAUGUGCAGGCUGUCAACGGCGUCUCCAACAAGAGCCCUUAUCCCGCCCAACAACUGUCAAUCAACAUUACGACCAAUCAGGCGGCCCCUUCGGUCGUUCCCAUCAUGCACCAGGUUAGUUCGACCAGCCGCAGCUUCUCGUUGUCAUGGCCACCACCCGAACAGCCCAACGGCAUCAUCCUGGACUACGAGAUUCGCUACUAUGACAAGUUGCAGUCUUCGGUGCUGAACAGUUCGGUGAUGCAGAGCGAGACGACCAGCGUGGUCCUGGAGGGGCUGAGGCCUGGGACCGGGUACGUGGUCCAGGUCAGAGCACGCACCGUGGCUGGGUAUGGAUCCUACAGCAAAGAGAUGCUCUUCCAGACCCUGACAGACGAUGAGUACAAGUCUGAGUUGGGGCAGCAGCUCUCCCUCAUCGCGGGCUCUCUGGUUGGAGGAGUUUGCAUCGUGUCGCUGGUCGCUAUAGCAAUCAUCUGUUCCAGGAGGAGACAGAAAGAGAGUGUAUAUGGGGACAAGCUGCAGCAGUACAACACUGGAGGAGAAGUGACUUUGAGGCCGGACAUGUUUAACGGCCCCACUCCCACUGUCACCUUCCCGACCUUAUCUGAGGGUCAUAGUUCACCAGGCGUCAAGAUUUACAUCGACCCUUUCACCUACGAGGACCCCAACGAGGCUGUGCGUGAGUUCGCCAAAGAGAUCGACCCGUCCUGCGUCAAAAUAGAAGAGGUCAUUGGAUCAGGUGAAUUUGGGGAAGUGUACAAAGGGAGACUGAAGCCUGUGGGGAAAAAGGAGAUCCCUGUGGCCAUUAAAACGUUAAAGGUUGGAUACUCGGAGAGGCAGAGGCGCGACUUCCUGUCUGAGGCGUCAAUCAUGGGCCAGUUCGACCAACCCAACAUCAUCAGGCUGGAGGGCGUGGUCACCAAGAGCAGGCCGACCAUGAUCAUCACAGAGUUUAUGGAGAAUGGGGCUUUGGAUUCUUUUCUCAGGCAGAAUGAUGGGCAGUUCCCAGUGAUCCAGCUGGUUGGUAUGCUGAGGGGCAUCGCUUCUGGGAUGAGGUACCUGGCAGAGAUGAGCUACGUUCACCGUGACCUAGCUGCUCGUAACAUCCUCGUCAACAGUAACUUGGUGUGUAAAGUGUCUGAUUUCGGUUUAUCUCGCUAUCUGGAAGAAGACACCUCGGACCCCACCUAUACGAGCUCGCUGGGUGGUAAAAUCCCCGUGAGGUGGACAGCUCCGGAGGCCAUCGCGUACAGGAAGUUUACCUCAGCUUCAGACGUGUGGAGCUACGGCAUCGUCACGUGGGAAGUCAUGUCCUAUGGAGAGAGGCCCUACUGGGACAUGAGUAACCAGGAUGUGAUAAAUGCCAUAGAGCAAGACUUCCGGCUGCCCGCGCCCAUGGACUGCCCCGUGGUGCUGCACCAGCUGAUGCUCGACUGCUGGCAGAAGGACAGGAACGCUCGGCCAAAGUUCCCCGAUAUCGUCAGCAUGUUGGACAAGAUGAUCCGCAACCCCGCCUCUCUCAAAACAGGCAUCAACAACAUCCCCCCAGGCCCAUGCAUCCACCCCUUACUGGACCGUGGACCAGACCUGAGCCGGGUGAGCUCUGUGGAGGACUGGCUGGCGGCGCUGAAGAUGACCCAGUAUCGAGACUCUUUCCUGGGCUCAGGCUUCACCUCCCUGCCGCUUGUUACUCAGAUCACGGCAGAGGAUCUGCAGAGGAUUGGCGUGCUGCUUGCCGGACACCAGAAGAAAAUCCUGACCAGUGUACAGUCCAUGAGGCCGAACCAGGAUGACCAAUCUCCCACCGAGUCCGUCUGAGCACCCAAGGGAGACAAACUUUGACAAACUUUACACCCAUAGAAUUGAAAUCUACAACCAUUUCCAGAGUCUAAUACAAUCACUGUGGCCAUUCAUUGUACGGUCACGUCACCACAGCAUCGUAUAUCUGUCAAUUUGUUUUUAAAAUGAAUCUGAAG
Messenger RNA from Boleophthalmus pectinirostris (great blue-spotted mudskipper), 3249 nucleotides. RefSeq names its product ephrin type-B receptor 1-like. The record is from RefSeq and is a predicted model, not a curated record. Lineage: Eukaryota; Metazoa; Chordata; Actinopteri; Gobiiformes; Gobiidae. The coding region runs from base 11 to 3091 and encodes 1026 amino acids. Gene Ontology annotation, molecular function: ATP binding; transmembrane-ephrin receptor activity; protein binding. Gene Ontology annotation, biological process: cell surface receptor protein tyrosine kinase signaling pathway; axon guidance; protein phosphorylation. Gene Ontology annotation, cellular component: neuron projection; plasma membrane. The transcript has 20 exons.